This is a messenger RNA of Drosophila nasuta, 1301 nucleotides long. It is a transcript of the gene Or30a, whose product is annotated as Odorant receptor 30a. Gene Ontology annotation, molecular function: odorant binding; olfactory receptor activity. Gene Ontology annotation, biological process: detection of chemical stimulus involved in sensory perception of smell; sensory perception of smell. NCBI's taxonomy places the organism in Eukaryota, Metazoa, Arthropoda, Insecta, Diptera, Drosophilidae. The record is from RefSeq and is a predicted model, not a curated record. Gene Ontology annotation, cellular component: plasma membrane.
AUGGAGCUGCAAGCGAUGGCCACAACAGAGAUGCCGAUCUUUGGUAACACUCUGAAACUGAUGAAGUUCUGGUCGUAUCUGUACGUUCACAAUUGGCGACGCUAUGUGGCAAUGACACCCUAUGUGCUCACUAAUAUAACUCAAUACUUUGACAUCUACUUGAGCACCGAGCCCCUGGACUUCAUUAUACGCAAUGUCUACCUAGCGGUGCUUUUUACCAACACUAUUGUUCGCGGUGUAUUGCUGAUUCUGCAUCGUAAGCAAUACGAGGGAUUUCUGGAACUGUUAAAGAGCUACUAUCUUCAGCUUCUGAACUCCACGGACAAACACAUUGCCCAACUGGUGUUGGAAACCACACGACUUUCCAACUCGAUUGGACGCAUUAAUUUGCUAAUGGGCACUUGCAGCUGCAUUGGAUUUGUGACCUAUCCCAUUUUCGGCACGGAACGUGUGUUGCCCUAUGGCAUGUAUGUGCCAGGUAUUGAUAAAUACGCCAGUCCCUACUACGAGUUCUUCUUUGUGGUUCAGGCCAUAAUGGCGCCUAUGGGCUGUUGCAUGUACAUUCCGUAUACCAAUUUGGUGGUUACCUUCACAUUGUUUGCCAUCCUCAUGUGUCGCGUGUUGCAACACAAGCUACGCAGCUUGCAACGUCUGCCGGUGUCGCGGGUGCGUCAAGAAAUUAUAUGGUGCAUACAAUAUCAGGUCAAGCUGGAAGGGUUUGUGAAUGCAAUGAAUCAAUUGAAUACCAAUCUGCAUUUGGUCGAGUUCUUGUGCUUUGGAGCGAUGCUGUGUGUUCUGCUUUUUUUCUAUGAUUAUUGUAAGUCCAAAUUGAAAUCAUUUAUUUAGGCCCAAACAAUCGCCCAGACUGUAAUUGUUAUUGCCUAUAUGAUCAUGAUAUUUGCCAACAGUUCUGUUCUCUAUUAUGUGGCCAAUGAGCUCUACUUUCAGAGCUUCUACAUAAGCAUUGCCGCAUACGAAAGCAACUGGAUGGACUUCGAUGUGGAAACACAAAAGACGUUAAAGUUUCUCAUAAUGCGCUCACAAAAACCGCUGGCGAUACUUGUGGGUGGCGUUUAUCCGAUGAAUUUGAAGAUGCUGCAGUCCCUGCUGAACGUCAUCUACUCCUUCUUCACUCUGCUACGACGAGUCUAUGGCUGAGUUCGAGUAAGCAUCUAUUCUAAGGAUUCUAUGAUGUUAUCCUUUUGUUGGUCUUUUUGAAGGGGGCUGCAUCUGUAAAAUUGAUUGCAUUUAGCUUUUGGCCAAUAAACGUUUAAAACGUUCUCCGCAAUUCGAUUGGCCAA